Strigops habroptila (Kakapo) is the source of this 5628-nucleotide messenger RNA. It is a transcript of the gene EFNB1, whose product is annotated as ephrin B1. Gene Ontology annotation, cellular component: plasma membrane. The record is from RefSeq and is a predicted model, not a curated record. Gene Ontology annotation, molecular function: ephrin receptor binding. Gene Ontology annotation, biological process: axon guidance; ephrin receptor signaling pathway. The coding region runs from base 162 to 1166 and encodes 334 amino acids. The transcript is spliced from 5 exons. NCBI's taxonomy places the organism in Eukaryota, Metazoa, Chordata, Aves, Psittaciformes, Psittacidae.
CCCGUUGCCUGCGUGGAGGAGUAGAGCGCUUGUCGCGGCGGGCGGCGCCGCUGUGCGGGAGGGGACGGCGGCGGCGGCGGCGGCGGGGUGGGAGACGGAGGAGGGCGGCGGGGAAGCGGCAUGGGCGCCUGACGCCCGUCCCGUCCCGCCGCCGAGGGACGAUGGCGCGGCCCCGCGGCGGGCGGUGGCUGCUGGGCGUCCUCCUCGCCCUGUGCCGCUUGGCCGCGCCGCUCGCCAAGAGCCUGGAACCGGUCUCCUGGAGCUCCGGUAACCCCAAGUUCGUGACUGGGAAGGGGCUGGUCAUCUACCCGGAGAUUGGGGAUAAACUGGACAUUAUCUGCCCCAAGGCGGAGCCGUCCAAGCCUUACGAGUACUACAAGCUGUACCUGGUGAAGAAGGACCAGGCAGAUGCCUGCAGCACCGUCAUGGACCCCAACGUGCUGGUGACGUGCAACCGGCCCGAGCAGGAGAUCCGCUUCACCAUCAAGUUUCAGGAGUUCAGCCCUAACUACAUGGGCCUGGAAUUCAAGCGGCAGCAGGAUUACUUCAUCACAUCCACUUCCAAUGGGACACUGGAUGGCCUGGAGAACCGGGAAGGAGGGGUCUGCCAGACGCGCUCCAUGAAGAUUGUCAUGAAAGUGGGGCAGGAUCCGAACGCAGUGAUCCCAGAGCAGCUGACGACAAGUCGGCCGAGCAAGGAGUCCGACAACACCGUGAAGAUCGUCACGCAGAGCCCGCGCAGCAAGAUCCCUGCAGUGGAGGAGCCCGGCAAGCCGGGCUCCGUCAACCAGGACGGCCAGGAGACCCAAGGUCCCAGCGAUGGCUUCUUGAGCUCCAAGGUGGCCGUCUUUGCGGCGAUCGGCGCUGGCUGCGUCAUCUUCAUCCUCAUCAUCAUCUUCCUUGUCGUCCUCCUGAUCAAGAUCCGCAAGCGGCACCGGAAGCACACGCAGCAGCGAGCCGCAGCCUUGUCCCUCAGCACCUUGGCCAGCCCGAAAUGCAGCGGGAAUGCGGGCUCCGAGCCCAGCGACAUCAUCAUCCCCUUACGGACUACAGAGAACAACUACUGCCCGCACUACGAGAAGGUGAGCGGGGACUACGGGCACCCCGUCUACAUUGUCCAGGAGAUGCCCCCCCAGAGCCCAGCCAACAUUUACUACAAGGUGUGAGGAACAGCCUGGGCAAGCCGCCGAUGCAGGAGCACGGGAGCGCCGAGCGCAGGGGGCAGCCGCCCCCCGGGUCUCCCCACGGGCGGUCUGGCGCCAGGAGGGAGGAAGCGAAACGAACCCCACGGCACGGCGCGGGGAGCGCCAGGGUCCGGCGCUGGAGAGCGGAUGGCUCGCUCGCACACUCGCGCGCUGAAUUCUCCCCUUUGUAUUUAGUUUUGUAGUUCUCAGCUUUUGUAAUCCCGAGACUCGAGGGUGAGCCUUCAGCAUCCUCCUCUUCUUCUCCAGGACUGCAGCCGGCCAGGGGCGGGUGCCGUGCCUUUCCGUGCUCGCUCGGACACCGCGGGCAAACACAGAGACUCCACCUCCCCUUUUUCGUUUUGGGAUUUCCCUGCGUCACCCCUCUACGUCCUUGUGUGAAGUGCCCGUGCGCCUGGCGCCGCAUCGGCCACUGCUCGGGUCCCGGAGCCUGGACCGACACCGGGGCCGCGGCGAGGAGCCUCGGUCUGAGGAGGAGUGAGCAGCCGCGUGGGGAGGAGGAGGAUGCUUUGCCUAGGUGCCAAGAUGCAGACAACUGUGCAGGGAGGAAGCUGGCAAACCCGAUUUACUACUACUACUAUUAUUAUUAUUAUAAUUAUUUUAAUUUUUUUGUAACAUUUUUAUUUUUGUGAAUUCCGGGCGGGAUUCCGGCCCCGCCGCCUUCGGGCACACGCCGUCGCCUCCUUCCAGCACGCCGUCCCGCCGGCCGCGGGGCAGACCCCGCUGCUCCCACCGCUGCCCUUUUAAACUUUUGUGUUCAUAGCUGUUGACUCUUGUUUUAGUCUCUUUAUAAAAAGAAAGAAAAAAAAAAAAAAAAACCCAAAAAAAUCUAUACCAUGUCUCAAGCAUUCAGUGCGCGAGAGUCCGGGUGCUCCUCCUGCUCCAUGCGGAGCAGCAGCCUUGGCCUGGCAGCUCUUCCCAACACCCUGAGGGUGUCCCGCUGCAGAGAAAAGCCUUUGAUGAGGGUUUCCAUCGGGCUGGGGCAGAGCCUGCUGGAAGCAAAGCGGGGGGCAGCAGGAGGGCAGGGGGUAGCUGCAGCCCCUGGUCCCGUCCCACGAACGGUGAUGCUGUGGGUGGCUGUUCUUGGAAAGGAAAACUGGAAAACAAAUGUUCCUGACCCACAGCUGGUGCUGGGGAGGCUGGGGGUGCCAGGAGGACGCUGGUGCUUGGCGCUGGGAGCCCCAUGGAGGUAUAACUCGGGUGGCUGUAGCACCAGGCUUGGCUUGCUGGGAGCUGAGCUGAAGGCUUCUCCUGCAGCCUGGUUUACCAGGAGAACCCGGUGCCCCUCUGCGGGACCUGCCUUUGGGGACAGGACCCUGCAACACCAGCCCCUGACCGCCAUGUUUCCCGCACAGGAGCGUCUCCAGCCCUUGCUCGCUCUGCCCUUGCCUUGUCCCUCUCUUGUCCAGAACUGGAAGAGUUGAGCCUUGGGCUCUUCUGGUGGAAUCAUUCCCAGCUUCAUCUUCCCAGGAGGACCUGCCAGCACUGUGGCUGAUGCUGGCGAGUAACACGGGGCUGGUGGUGCGCAGCCACCCGCCUGUCCUCAGCCUGUCCCAGCCUGGGGGCUGGCAGCCACCCCCUUCUCCUUCCUCGCUUUCUUUUCCUUUCAGAAGUAGCUGCUUUUGCUCAGGGAGCGAGCGUGGGGCAGGCGGUGCUGCUCCCAGGGCAGCGGGCUUGUGGUGGCACAGGGCCUGGUUUGUCCUCGCCUGUCCCCAGGGCCCCAAAACCCGCGUUAGGAAGUGCCCAUAGAGCGAGAGAGCUGCUCUGCAAAAGUGCCUUGACGAGGAGCGGGCAGGGGUGGCAGGAGGGGCAGAGCAGCGGAUGGGAAACCCUGCGGCUCGAUGCUGUGCUGGGGGUUUGGCUGUGGUCCUGAGUGGGACUGGAGCAUCCCGUGGUGUUGUGUUGUUGGUUGUUCUUCUUUUAAAGGCAGGAGGUUGGGCUGGAGCAGAGCAGGCUGCCCCUGCUCUCCUCCUGCCCUCGGCAUCCCGAGGCGAGGGUGGCUUCCAGGGCCCUGAAAUGGCUACUGCCCCUGGGAGAGAAGAGCCAUAGCGGGUGCUCCCCCCUGCCUGGCCCUUCUCCCUGGUUCCUCCAUGUAGCACCUUUUAGCCCCUCUCCCCUAUUGCAUCCGUGCCAGCACUGCCUGCCCUGGGCUGCGGCUGAAGGGCUGGAGCCACCCCAGCUGAGACCCCCAUUCCCUGCUGGAAUGGGGUGUGCUCUCAGAAAUCACAGCAAAUUGUGUCUUAAAAAAAAAUCCCCCUUUCCCUCACUGGUGCCCUUUUCCAUCUGCUGCGUGGUGACCUGUGGUUCCUGAUGUGGGCAGAGCCCAGUUUGGGCAGUGGUGGAUCAACAGGGAGCAGUGGCUGGUGUGGAGGAGGCAUUUGGGGGAUGAUUUAGUUUUGGUUCGUUUUUGGAGGAGAAGGGAAUGAGUCUGGCCACAGGUUGUGCCAAAAGCAAAGUGACGGUGCCGGGUGGCUUCCCGCAGUGGCUCUUACCCGGUGUGGUGGCUGUCCCCAGCGGGCUGCAGCUCAGCAGCCCCAUCACCUCCAUUCCUGUUGCUGGGGGCAGCUGAGAAACCUUGUAAAUAUGUGAAGAAAGGGUGAAAUCUGAACUGAAAUCUGAACUCCUGGUUUUUGCUGAGCACCUCGGUCUGCUGGGUCCUGAAACAGAGUGUGUCCCUUCAGUUCUUUUCAUUGAAAGUGUUGAAGUUUGGUUGGUUUUUUUUUUUUUUUUUUUUUUUUUUUUUUUUUGUUUUGUUUGUGUAAAUACUAGUCUUUUUUGGAAGAAAUAAUGUAAAGAUGUUUUGUAUAAACUCUGAAUUAUUUUCUGGUUGCUUUUUCUUAGAAAAAAAAAACAAAUGAGAACUAAAAAAAAAAAGAGAAAAAAAAAAAAGAAACGAGAAAAAGUAAUUUUAACCACGAGAACGGGUGUAAAACAUUGUCAUACUGCGCUCAGCCCCGAGCUGCCCGCGGGCUGUGCUGGUGUGCGGGUGCUUGGUCCCCCCCGGAUAUAGUGCGGGAUGGCCGGGCCCCAAGCAGAGAGCGCGGCUGCUCCUGCCCUGGCUGCUGGCACAGCCCCGGCACCCACGGCAGGGUCAGACCUGCCUCAUCCCCAGCUUGUUUCUGGCUGUCCUGGGUCCUGGCAGAGCUGCAGCCCCGGGCAGGAGACUUGGCAACACAAGGUGAACUAAAGGAGCACCAAAUUUAUCUCAUUUGUUGUCUUAAACCAAAAAAACCCGAACCUCAGGAUGUGUAACUCAGUGCAGCAUCCUGAGAUCUUGAUCUGCUGUUCCAUAACUGUGGAGCUGCUCUUGUUGCAGAUCCUUUUCCCCAACUAUCCCUGUUUUCCAGUUGCCAGCUGCAAGCGCACCAUAGCCCAAUCUCUGCUUGGUGCCUGGGCUGGGGUGGCUUGUUCCUCUUCAGCAGAGCCCAUGUUUUGUACGGGACAAUGCCAAGGGUCCCUGCGCAUGGGGAGGUGGCUGUGCCCAUUAAAGUCAUCUCUGGUGUCACCGGCAUGCUGGUGGCAGCCAGAAGGCAGCAGGGAGCUCCUGUAGUUCCACUUCCUCACUGGAAUGCCUGUGAAUCUGCAUUAUAGGAGGGUGAGGGGGGGUUGGGGUGCUGGAGCAGGGUUGGUCCCUCCUGUCCUUCCGUCGUCCCUCCCGGCUGCACCGCACACCAGCACACCCGCCCCGCGCACUCCCACAUUUCAGAGCUGUGACUACAUCUACAUCUCCAUGGCGUCGCAUCCGCACCCUCACUGUGGUCCUGCAUCCCGAUGGGGCAAAGUCCCAGCGUUCCUGGGCAACCCUGUGAUCAACCAGCCGCGGGGCUGCUGCCUUUGCCAUGGUGCCGGCACCGCUGGAGCAUCCAGGCUGACACAUUUCCCCUGUCCAUCCUCCGCUGCCAUUAGUCAAGAGGUGGAUUUGGACUUGGAGCUCAGGUGUGGCCGGUCCCACUGCUGGUGCAGGGCACACGGGACUGGGGCUUUGGCCCAGGGCUGGGAAUGCCGCUGGUGAGCAGCAGGAGCGGUUUGGGUACCACAUGGCUUGGCAGUGCAGGGGGACGCCAGGGCUUUGGCUAUGUGGCCAUGGCCCAGAGGAGAUGAGGACCCUCUGUGCCAGGACCUCCUUGAGGGGUGGCCGGUCCCUGGGCUGCUGCAGGGGCCGUGUCACAGAGCAGGGCUCGGCAAUCCCGCGCUGGUUGAUCGUCCUUGGCUCCCGGUGGGUCCCAUCGGCUGCGCUCCCCGGCACCGCAGAGUUUUCUUUCUUCGUGUCAUGUUCCUCUUUCUGAUUCCUUUUGCCUUCUCCCCAGCUCUCCCGCCCAGUAGCAUAUCAUCGGCAUCGGUAACCAGCUCUGUGGCAUCUGAACUCCAUGGAGCCAUGAUGGAACCUGAUAUAUUGUUAAAUAAAAGGGUUUUUUUCCUAUGGAAA